AUGUAUGAGAAAAUCUUUGGUACACAACAUCGUCUGACUGUCUUGAGAUUGUAUAAAACUAUUCUCCGUCUACAUCAAAGUCUUCCUCAUGAAUUAAAUCAAUUAGGCACCCAAUACGCUCGUGAUGAAUUUCGUCGUCAUAAGAAUGCUCAACCAGAAUUCGUUACUAACUUUAUGGUUGAAUGGAGUGAGUACGCUCGAAUACUAACACGUCAAGUUUCGUCUAAAAACAAGGCUUCAUUUGGUAAAGCAAAUUCACAAAGCUACUCAAUCAACGAAAUAAUGCCUAAUGACGCAGAUCAAUGUCCUUCACCUCCUAUCAAAGAUCCAUAUAUCCUUUCAAUUGACAUUGGUACAUCCUCAAUACGUGCUUUCCUUUUUUCGAAAUCUUUUGAAAUUGUAUCAUCAAGUCAAAAAUCACAAACACUUCUUUGUCCCGAACCACAUGGUUAUGAAUUCGAUCCCGAUAAGUUCUGGUCCACAUUACUCGAAGUGAUCAAUGAAACCAUCCAAUGUGCCAAACCAUUAACUGCUACAGAUAUCACUUGUCUGGGAAUAUCAACAUUGAGAAAUUCAGUUAUCCUAUGGGAUCGUAAAACAGGUGAAACAUAUUCGAAUAUCAUCCUCUGGAAUGAUUCGAGAUCGAGUUCACAUGCAACAUCAACGAAUACAUCAUUGACAUGGAAAACUAUUCGUGGCUUUGCAAAAGUCAUUUAUCCUAUCGUUCAAACUGCUCGCAUUUCAACAUUGUCCAAUCUCGAGUUUCGCACGCAAAUGAUUGCAUUCAAAUUAUUGUGGCUAUUCGAAAGAAAACCGGAAUUAGUUCAACGUGCGCGAAAUAAUGAAUUAUUAUUUGGUUGUAUCGAAACUUGGUUAAUCUGGAAACUAACCGGUGGACAAGAACACGUCACCGAUGUAUCAUGUGCGAGUUCAACUGGUCUCUACGAUCCAUUUCUGUCCCAAUGGUCUACACUACUUUGUAGAAAUCUGGGCAUCGACAUGAGAUUACUACCAGCAAUUAAACCGACAUUCGGAGAAUUCGGAAGAUGUGAUCCGAACCUAUUUGGGUGUGCAAUUCCUAUCACUGCUGUUAUUGGCGAUGUUCAAGCGAGUAUGUUUGGUCAAUGUGUAUCUCAACCUGGCGAAUGUUUACUCACAUUGGGUACCGGUGCUUUCAUCAAUAUUCUAACUGGUCCUGUUAGCGCUUGCACCGAUGGUAUUUAUCCAUUAGUUGCUCAUUCGGAUCUCUCUAAUUCGUCUGAAAACGUUCAUUUCAUGCACGCAUUCCAUAGCGGAUGUGCGACGGUGCUAAAUUGGGCUAAACAAGCGCAAUUUUUCGACGAUUUUUCUGAACUGAAUGCUAUAUCGACUGAUGCUCGACCAGCGAAAGCCUUCUUCCUUCCAGCAUUUGGUGGUCACAACAACGAUCCAUACUGCGGUUCCGGUUUCAUUGGUAUCGAUAGCGAGACGAAACGCGAUGACUUACUCCGUGCUAUCCUGGAAUCCAUUGCUUUCGUUAUCUACGAAGUCUUUUCAUUUGUUCGUGAAGAUUAUAAGAAACAUCAAGGAGGUAAACAGUUGAAAUGUCUACGCGCAGCUGGUGGUGUGGCAACAUGUGAUUUCAUCUGUCAAAUCAUUGCUAAUUUAUCCCACAUGUCAGUUGAACGAUGUCAUGCGUUCAAUUUAGCUUCUGGUAUUGGCGCUGGCUUUCUUGCUGCUUAUGGUUACAAUCUUGUGGACGAUUACGAAUAUUUUCAAAAGAUUAUCACUGUUGACAAAGUAUUCGAGUCUGUUCAUUGUGAUAUUACAGAAACGAACUAUAAACAAUGGAAGGCGAUCGUACCUCGCUUUGGCAAGUGGUACGCAUCGGAUGAUAGAAAUGAUAUUAUUUUCAUUGAGAAAUUGAGAAUAAUCGUCAUGUCAUCAGCUUUACUACGUAUACCAUCUCUAGUUUCAUCGUCGAUUGUUCGACGUUUGGUCAUCGCCAAUGCUUCAACUAGUAGCCAAACAACAGCAGCAGUGACGAAGUCCGAGAAACUGCCGCAAAUUAAAGUUGCUCUGUGUAUACAACGAUAUGCACAUUUAUCACCUGAAAUGGCACCAAUAGAAAAAGAAUACACAGACUUAAUCACCGAAGUGGAGACUGAAAAUAGUUAUUUAUCGGAUCAUGAAUUACGACAUAAACGAGAACUUGAACUUGGUAAACAACGGCAAAUUUCGGCGACGAGUACAGCCGCAUCCGUCACAAUUGUUGAGACAGCUGUUGAUUUAGAAGAUCGUUUAGCAAAAGAUUUUUCUAAUUUUCACUUCAUGCCAAGAGAAACAGAGGAUGAUAAAACAAAUAAUCUGCAUAGUCACAAUCGUAAACUGGAUGAUAAUCUACUACUAAUUGUUCAGCAGAAGAAUACUCAAACAAAUAAAGAUGAAUGGAUUUUUCCCGAGAAAAACUACAAUGGCGAACGAUCACUACGAGCAGCUGUUGAACAACUGGUGACAACAUGUGGAAACCUUCAUGUUCAAAUAGCUGGCAACGCGCCAUUAGCAUGUUAUAAAGAUGAUGCCGAUAAAUCGUCGAAAAAAAUUUUCUUUUACAAAGCGGAAUAUCUGGCAGGUAUUGUCAAGCAAUUCGCUACUCUCAAAUCAUCUCCUUACAAAGACUAUGCAUGGGUCACCCAUUCCGAUCUGACAAAAUACUUGUCACCGUCAUAUCAUAAAGCUGUUAAAGAUAUGUUAUUUGUUUUUUGA
Messenger RNA from Adineta ricciae, 2745 nucleotides. NCBI's taxonomy places the organism in Eukaryota, Metazoa, Rotifera, Eurotatoria, Adinetida, Adinetidae. The record is from the annotation of a GenBank genome assembly.